GUAUUUGUCCUAUAUUGUAUUUUAGCACGUAGCUAUCAAACCUAAAAAUAAUUUCCAAGCGAAGGGUAUGUCAAGUCUGAUAACAUUGAAAUUAAAAUAAAUGAUCAGUCAAUACGAUUGGUCCGCGAACUUGAUCCAGUUGUUUGCGAACAGAGAUCGUAAUCGUCACUGUUUGUCCACGCGUCGGAAAGAAGGGAGUGCCCGUAGCGUCUUUUCCCUGCAGUGGAGUUGAACUUGACAGACAACUCCAAUUUUUUAUCACUCCUAAAAAAACUAGACUAGGGGGAAAUAAUGCCUGAUCCCAACAAAACCAGGAUCGUGGGCUCCAACAAAUCCACGCUUCUGAUCGGCUUGGGGCUUAUUCUGGCGGUAAUCUUUUUGAUUGGCAUCAUUGUGGUGUCUGUGGAAUAUUCUAAGUGGGAUUGCGGUGAGGAUGGGUAUGGGUUAGUGUUUGAUGCAGGAUCGUCCCAUUCUUCAAUGGCCGUCUACCAGUGGCCAGGCGAUACGGUCAACGGAACGGGUGUGCUAUCCGAGGCGGCGUUUUACGAUGAGUGUGGUGAAUUGGGCAUCUCUUCCUAUGCUGACAACCCGACCGAGCUGCAACCCGGCUUGAAGAAAUGUCUGGACUCGGCUACGGACGUGGUGCCAGCGAUCAGCGUCGAAGAUACCCCCGUCUAUCUGGCUGCCACUGCUGGCAUGAGGCUGCUGCAUGAAACUGACCCAGACAAGAGUGACACCGUCUUCGCCGCGGUCAGAGAGACUCUGCGUGAGUCCCCAUUCUCCUUCGAGGAUGAGGAGAAGCAAGCCAACAUACUGUCCGGGGAGAGAGAAGGGUACUCCUCCUGGAUCACCGCUAACUACCUCGACCAACACCUCGGAGUGACCCCAGUAUUGGACUCGAUUGCUGAAGCCCUCUGGGGCACACCCAUCCCCCGUCGCCCCACCCUAGGGGCGUUGGACCUUGGUGGGGCUUCCACCCAGAUCACCUUCGUGCCCAAAGACCCCAGCACCGUGCCCGAUGAGUACAAAGCCAAGCUGCGCCUGUACGGGACAGACUACGAGCUGUACACUUACAGCUUCCUGUGCUACGGUGCCAACGAAGCCAGGCGACGACUGGAAGCAAACUUGAUCAAGGAAUCCAAUUUCUCCUCGCCGACCGAAAACCCUUGCGCUGCGAGGAAUCACACGUACACGGUGGACGGUGAGUACCUGUGGAAGGCCCCGUGUAGCACCGGUCCACAGGCCCUGGCAGGCUGGGGGUCCGAAGUCACCCCAGCCCCGGAUGCAAGAGACAAACGAGACACGAUGGAUACCAUGGAGUACGAAAUCAAAGGAACCGGAGACGGGGCCAAGUGCCAAGAGGAGACGUCGAAGCUCUUUGACGUUGAUGCGCCGUGCCCUAAACCGCCGUGUUCCUUCAACGGGAUCCAUUCUCCCGAACCGUACGGUUCAUACAAGGCUCUGAGCGCUUACGCGUACACCAUGGAGGGGAUCGGUGGAUCGGUAGACGCAUCUAAGAGUGACCUGUUGGCGGCAAGAGACGCCUACUGCGCCAAGACUUACGAAGAGCUUGAAGCUCUGCCGGAUAAGAUGAAAUACAAGAUUACCUACUGUUUCCAGGCCACGUAUGUCGCUGCUCUACUUGACGCCUACGGGUUUGAGGACAGUAACUGGAAGCUGGAGUUCAACACCAAGAUCAGUGGUGUCACUUUGGGCUGGGCUCUGGGAUACAUGCUUGACCUGACCAACCGUAUCCCCGUGGAGGCCUCCUGCAUCGGUCUGUCUCCUGGAGUCUUCGGCGCUCUGCUGGUUAUCUUCAUCAUUUGCUUGCUUGUCGGGGUGGUUAUGGUCGUUCUCGGCUGCCGUGAAAAGAAGACGCGCAAGGCAGACGGGAAGGGCGCCUCCAUCUGAUCUGCCCUUCCUCCUUUAAGUUCCCACAUUUUGUUUGCGUUCAAGUAGUUGUAGGCCUACGUUUUAGCGUUUAGACUAGCGAUACUAGUUGCCCCGGUAUUACGGGAGGGGCUACCCUUACAGUCUCAGCAGGUGGUCGUUUCUCCUUCCUCGAAAAGAAAAAAAUGACGAUGAUUGAAAAAAAUGUCAAAACUUGACACCACUUUUCAGAGCAAAUCACCCGAGGUACUUUUUGGUGUGGAUAGAGGGCGAGAGUUGAUUUUUUUAACGUUAAAACCCUCCUA
Patiria miniata (bat star) is the source of this 2195-nucleotide messenger RNA. Its product is annotated as ectonucleoside triphosphate diphosphohydrolase 8-like. Gene Ontology annotation, biological process: nucleoside diphosphate catabolic process. Lineage: Eukaryota; Metazoa; Echinodermata; Asteroidea; Valvatida; Asterinidae. Gene Ontology annotation, molecular function: UDP phosphatase activity; GDP phosphatase activity. Bases 292 to 1911 code for a protein of 539 amino acids. Gene Ontology annotation, cellular component: plasma membrane. The record is from RefSeq and is a predicted model, not a curated record. The transcript is spliced from 9 exons.